AUGUUUGCAACAGUCAAAGAAACUAUGCGAAGCUCUCGCAAGAACAUAUAUAUUUUAGAACAUGCUCUAUCGGUGAUCUUAAUAUUGCACGCCAGCUCAUGCUUGUGGUACUCGACACAUAAAGUGCAGUUUAAUAUUAAAGAAUGGUACAAACUAGGUUACCCGGAUCAUGUCAAUGCAAAUAAACUGCAAUUCAACCGAGAUUGUGGUGAAGCAUUUAUGCGUCAAAUAUCUUUGCUAAUGAGACACGAAAUAUAUCUGACCGGCCAACAAGUUUGGUGCCAGGGUGUAGUCAAAAAUGGAAUGAUUUGGAUUAAGAAGGGCGUUCUUGAGUUGUUAUCAGAUGAAGACGAUGAAAGUCCAAUGGUAUCUUUUAAAGAGGGUACCAGCUCUUGGAUGGCUCAAUUAAUUCACUGGGAAACAAAAGUUUUCGUUACGAAUGACGCUAAACAUGAAAAGCCAUUGCGAACUUCAUUGUCAUUCGGAACGUCCAUUUUCACGGGUAACGGAACGUCCGAUUUAGCACCAGGAAUGAGAGAUCUAAUUUUGGUCAUCUGUUUAUUUGUCGCCGGUUGCUAUUUGAGCUGCUUUUAUAUGUCCAAAAUUUGUAGUGUGUACUUAUUAUUGACACAGAGAAAGUUAAAAUUCAAGGAGUCAAUGAGGGAACUAUUUUACUUCUUAUCUGUUAACCACGUUAGUGGUAAAAUCAAGGCCCGUGUGAAGAAAUUUUUCUGUGUGCAAUGGUAUUACAACAAUGCGGUGUCAGCAGAGGAGAUUUUCAAAGACAUAUCUCCAAAUCUAAAACAAGAAAUAUUGUCUUUAGAAAUGGUGGAGACAUUGCAAUUCAGCAUUAUAUUUCAACAAUCGGCGUCGUGUUCGGAAGUAUCCAUUUACGCCAGCAGAAGUGUGGACUUGCUUGUUAUACCGAGCCAAACUUUCUUCAACCUAAUAAAAUUCUACCCCAAAAUACAAGAACCUCUAAGGAAGGCAUUCGAAGUGUCCAAAGAUUACAUUUUGCCAAUUACAAUGGAUACAGGCAGCGAUGACGAGUCUUCGGAAGACUCUGAAUUCGAUUUACAAUCGCAAGAUUCGGCUGUAGAUUCCAGAAGCGGCUCCAGUCGAUUUGAACUCCCACGUAAA
Molecule: messenger RNA, 1140 nt
Organism: Iphiclides podalirius (scarce swallowtail)
Lineage: Eukaryota; Metazoa; Arthropoda; Insecta; Lepidoptera; Papilionidae
Source: the annotation of a GenBank genome assembly